Apus apus (common swift) is the source of this 1987-nucleotide messenger RNA. It is a transcript of the gene LRRC39, whose product is annotated as leucine rich repeat containing 39. The transcript is spliced from 10 exons. Lineage: Eukaryota; Metazoa; Chordata; Aves; Apodiformes; Apodidae. The coding region runs from base 738 to 1757 and encodes 339 amino acids. The record is from RefSeq and is a predicted model, not a curated record. Gene Ontology annotation, molecular function: protein binding.
AAUAACCCAUUCUGCACAUCCUGAUAAAGAUUGCUUUUCUGUCUUGACUUUAAUAUUUUGCACUAAUAUUUUUCAACAAGAAAAUUUUUCAGCAUGGGAAAAAGUAAUGAGUAAAAUAGUUCCUGAUAGAAUGCUUUUUCUGGUCUAAUUGGUCAAUCUUGCUAUUUCAUAGCACUUUGAAGCUCAGUUAUUUUGCAGAGAAACAUUACUAGAGUACAGGAAGUAACUGUCAUUUAGAAUUCAAAACUAGUUUGUUUUUCACUGUGGAUCAUAACAAGUACUCCUUUGUUCUUUUUGUUCAUAAUUUGUUACUUUUAUGUCCUGGUUUGAGGGAGUCCAGGAGUUUAUGCGUGUCCAAUUUUGUUCAGCAAACUGGAAAGACUUCAGGAGUAAUAAAUGCUUGGGGGUUUUGCAGAAGUGCCUCAUGUGAUACCUUCUAUUCUCAGCAUGGGUUAAAAUUAGAACUAGACUGACAGUGCAUUGCAGUCUGAGAGAGGGUUCUAUAUGGUUUUGGUAGUUCAGACAAAAUGUGUAAUUUAUCUCUGCUUUUGCCCGGAAAGCAACGAGUCACAGGGAAUCCUUGAAAACACCAAAUAAUCGAGCAGAACUGCAAGAAGAUUCAAAGAGAGAUCUGAAGAAUUAAAAAAGCUUUCUCUUAAAGCUGACAGGUGCACUGAUGCAUCGAGCCUGAAAUUCACAGUCACAUUCCUGUGACUGGAUCUGAACAUGUAAGGAUCAUGACUGAAACUGCAGUUUGCCUUGGAACUUUCACUGCUGUGAAGACACUUUGGGAAGUGAGAAUACACAAGAUAAAUGAAGAAUUACGGAAAGAAAAAGAAUUCAGAGAGAGGUCUGCAGGAAGGCUGAUACUCGUCUGGGAGGAGAGAGCUGCAUUAGCAAAGCUCAAGGAAAAAAUUAUUAAUGAAGAUGGAAGAGCAAUUUUAAGGAUAGAGGAAGAAGAAUGGAAGACUCUACCUUCAUGCUUAUUGAAAUUGCUCCAUCUUCAGGAAUGGCAGCUUCACAGAACGAGUUUGCAGAAAAUUCCUCAGUUCAUUGGAAAAUUUCACAAUCUUCUUGUUCUGGAUCUGUCCCGGAACUCAGUUGAAACUGUACCUAAAGAAAUUGGCCAGCUGACUAGCCUCCAAGAGCUGCUUCUCAGUUACAAUAGAAUAAAGUCUAUUCCUAAGGAAAUAAGUAACUGUGUCAGUCUUGAAAGACUGGAACUGGCUGUCAACAGGAGUAUAUGUGAUCUUCCACCUCAGCUCAGUGAUUUAAAGAAACUUUCACACAUAGAUUUGAGCAUGAAUCAGUUUACUACCAUCCCUUCAGCUCUUCUCAACAUGCCAAAUCUAGAAUGGUUAGAUAUGGGGGGAAAUAAACUCCAGGAGCUUCCUGAAGCAAUUGACAGAAUGGAAAAUCUCCACAGUUUAUGGCUCCAAAGAAAUGAGAUAACCUCUUUGCCAGAAACCAUUAGUAAUAUGAAAAAUCUUAGCACUCUUGUCCUUAGCAAUAACAAAAUUAAGGAUAUUCCAGCUUGUAUGAAGGACAUGACAAAUCUGAGAUUUGUCAACUUCAGAGGCAACCCCUUGGAGUUAGAGGUAACACUCCCUCCAUGUGAGAAUACAGAAGAGGAGGAGCAACAGGAGAUGUUCGGCAUUGAAUUCAUGCACAUAUAUAUCCAGGAGUCACUCAGGAAAACAGGAAAUCUGGAAAGUUGUACUUCUGGUCCUUCUCCUGUCAUAAAUUCUAAUGAAUAAAGAAUGAACUGCGAUUGGAAGAAAAUAUCAAGUAUACUUCUUCCUAGCAAAGAGGCUUCAACAGGUUUCAAAUAUUCUUAGGGAUUUUAUUAUUUUGUUUUUCCACUGAUGAGAACUGAUUUCCGUAUUUGUAAUUCCUGGUGAAACUGGGAAAUAUGAGAACUUUUCCUGGGUACAGAAAAGACUGAACCAGGGUUUUUUUGUAAUAAAUGAAUUAGCUUUUUAAAAAA